This is a messenger RNA of Rhodofomes roseus, 1587 nucleotides long. RefSeq names its product Metallo-hydrolase/oxidoreductase. The record is from RefSeq and is a predicted model, not a curated record. NCBI's taxonomy places the organism in Eukaryota, Fungi, Basidiomycota, Agaricomycetes, Polyporales, Fomitopsidaceae. Bases 349 to 1380 code for a protein of 343 amino acids. The transcript has 4 exons. Gene Ontology annotation, biological process: secondary metabolite biosynthetic process.
GUCGCAGUCACCGACAGUGUUGGUCAAGCAGUAGACCGCUGAGCGCCCGGGUGUUUGCUGCUGUUUGUCAGCCUUACCAUUCUCGGCACACAGCACCUCGUUAGCGCCCGGUCUACAACUUGGCCACUCUGUUCAUCGCUUGAGUUCCUGGAGCGUGCUCACUCAUUGAAGGUGCAGGAUGCGGUCCGAAUCGUCCUCUGUCUUCCUCUUUGACCGCCUUUGUAUCGUACGCUGAGGUCGUGUGGUGGCUCCGUUGUGCUCUCCGGAAACGAAGCGCCCGUCUCGUCAUCUAUCGAGCAAGUGCAGUGCUCCCCAGCUCGUAGCUCUCUAUCACGGAAGACCACCACGAUGUCCGGGUCCAAGAAACUGCCAGACAUUGAAAGGCUAAGCAAGACAGUGGUGAGGGUCUUGGGACAGAAUCCCGGGCCUUAUACAUUACAAGGAACCAACACCUAUCUUGUGGGCGAGCAUAAUCCAUACAUCUUGGUAGACACCGGCGAGGGUCGAGAGUUGUACCCGGUCUUGCUGCGAGAUGCUCUCCUGGAUCCAACAUCAACAACACACGCCGAUAAGCCCCACAUCUCGGAUAUCAUCCUGACGCACAAGCAUCACGAUCACACUCUGGGACUACCAUCCGUCGUCUCCAUCUUGCGCCAGCUAUGGGAGGAAAGACAUAACUCCGAUGGUCCCCCAUACCAACCUCCCCGGAUACACAAGUUCCCUCUCCACACACCGUACGCGAAGUUGCAAACUGUAGUGGACAUGCUGAAAGCCAUGCCCGGCACAUACGUCCCCGACCCUUCCGGCAAUGUCUUCCACGAGCUCAGUCACGGGCAAACGUUCCCCGUCACCACGUCUGCCGCUGACAAGUCGUCCUCCGUCCUCGAGGUGCUGCACACGCCCGGUCACACAGCCGACUCGAUCUGCCUACACUACCCAGUGGAGGAGUCGCUGUUCACAGGCGACACCAUUCUCGGGCACGGCAGCGCCAUCUUCGAGGAGCUCGGGCCCUACAUGGGCACCCUCCAGAAGCUCGUCGACUUCAGCGACAACGGCCUCAAGUUCGGCCCCGUGCACCCCGGCCACGGCCCUUACGUAGAGGAGGGCUUCAGGCAGGUGAAGAUGUACCUGCAGCACCGAGUGGCGCGCGAGCAGCAGAUCCUCCGUCGGCUGGAGACGAGUCCCCCCACGGGGCACGAGUCGUGGACGACGUGGGCGCUCGUCUCGAAGAUCUACGCGGAGUUCCCGCGCGAGCUGUGGGAGAGCGCGGCGAGCAGCGUGGACUUGCAUUUGCGCAAGCUGGAGACGGAGGGCCGUGUCGAGUGCCUUGGGGGCGAUGGCAAGCAUACGGAGUGGGAGCUUGCACCAGGUGGGGACUGAUUGUUGCACUCGGUGGGACCUCAGGAAUCAUUGUCCUGCGCGUAGGAAAGAGGAAGGGUUGUACAUUAUAGGACGUGUAGCAUUUCCAUUGACAUCACUAGAAAGGAGAACACACAGAUAAAUUACAGUGCAUCGAAGUUGAUAUGGUGGGAAGCGCGUCUCCUCUCCAAUUCGUCUUCCCUCUGGGUCGUAAACGUCAGACAGCGA